GUCCUCGUCGGCGCCGCGCUUGGGUUUGUGUCUGAUAUUUGGUUGUGGUAUACUCCCCACCGGCAAGCACUGGAUGCGUGACGCUGGCUUCUUCAAAUUCAUCGUUGGCGCCGUUCCCGAUAUCCUGUUUGGCGUCGUGUUUGACGAAGGGAUGUGUGCGCUGUACGUCCCGUUCGCCAAGCGGCUCGCCGAAGUACAAGUUUGAGUGGGAAUUUGAGCGGUCCGUGGUAUACAAGAUGUACUCGUUCUACUUUCUCAGCGUGUGUGUCUACUACGUUUGCGUCGGGUUCAUCUACAUACCGUUUGAGCCAUUUUCGGCGAUCUGGACCGUUGACGACGGCGUCGAAGUGGAUCCGAAGCGCUUUGCCGACCUCAUGCGGAACACGUUUCUCACGACCCAAUUCGCCAAGCUUGGAGCCAAGUAUUGGCUCCCGAUAUUGCUGACGCGGUUGGGAAGUCAAGUCCAUCAGCGGCUGCGAUCGCUGGCACACGCCAUCCGAAAUCGCACCCGCACGGUGCUGCCCCAUUUUGAACAAGUGGACGAGGAUGUCCUCGAAGAACUCGCCCGGCCGCCAUGGGAUCUGUUUGCCGAAUACGACGACAGCAUCUCGCAGUACUCCAACCUCGCGUGCUUCACCAUCGUGUUUCCGUUUGCCCUCCUCGCCGCCCUCGCCACAAAUGUCCUGCACCAACGACUCAACAUGGUCGCGCUGAGCUAUCACCACCAGCGCCCCGUUCCAGAACGAUCCAAGGGUAUUGGGGCGUGGUUUGACAUCCUCGAGUUUAUCUCCCACUGCGCGAUGCUCGAAAAUAUGUGCAUAAUCAUGAUCACGAUGGGAGUUGCCAAGGACAUGGAAGUGUGGAAUAUGCUACAGCUGUCGUCGUCGCAUGCCCCUGACGGCGCGACCUCGGCGAUGCCAUGUGGAGGCAAUGAAGUCGUGUACACGAGAGCUGCCCUUGUAAGCUGGGUCGUUGCCGCGAUGACGAACCUCAUCGCGAAUACGUUUGGCGCCAUCUUCUUCGAGCCGACCCAUCCCGACGUGGUCCGGGCAGAACGACGCAAGUACAAGAAACUCCUGCACACCCUGCACGCGCAAACGACAUCUCGGUGA
Aphanomyces invadans is the source of this 1112-nucleotide messenger RNA. RefSeq lists its product as hypothetical. Bases 237 to 1112 code for a protein of 291 amino acids. The transcript has 5 exons. NCBI's taxonomy places the organism in Eukaryota, Oomycota, Saprolegniomycetes, Saprolegniales, Verrucalvaceae. Gene Ontology annotation, biological process: chloride transmembrane transport. Gene Ontology annotation, molecular function: chloride channel activity. The record is from RefSeq and is a predicted model, not a curated record.